Clarias gariepinus (North African catfish) is the source of this 2131-nucleotide messenger RNA. Its product is annotated as transmembrane 4 L6 family member 1. Gene Ontology annotation, cellular component: membrane. The record is from RefSeq and is a predicted model, not a curated record. The transcript is spliced from 6 exons. Bases 76 to 678 code for a protein of 200 amino acids. Lineage: Eukaryota; Metazoa; Chordata; Actinopteri; Siluriformes; Clariidae.
CCCAAAUACAACACUUGCUUGCUUGCAUGUGACAUACUGCUAGUCUUCUAGGUGCAGGUUCACUACAGAGUAAAGAUGUGUUCGAUCUGUGGCCUGAAAUAUCUUCCUGUGGUCAUGAUUCUUCUGGCUGUAGUGAGCACACUGGCCAAUGUGCUCCUGCUUUUUCCUGGAUUCUCCUAUAAAUACUUGUUUGAAAACCACAUCACUCCAGAGGCCCUGUGGUGUACAGGAAUAUGGGUUUCUGGAUUUGUAGUGCUUGUAGCCGUUCGUGGCUUUUCAUCAAGUGACAACAAAAAAGGAUGCUGUGAGUUCCGAGCUCAUAUGCUGUGUCGGAUAGUCAACUCACUUGUGGCAGCGGCUGUAGCUACUUUCUGUUUCCAAAUUAACAGUCUGGGGCUAACAAGGGGACCACUAUGUCUACACAAUGGGACUGAGGGGGUGCAGUGGAUCAGACCCCUAAAUCGUAUAAGUAUUAAUGCAAAAAGUUACCUGUAUGAGCCAGAGAGCUGGGGCUCUGCUUGCGAGGAGCCUCGCGAUGUUGUAGUCUGGAACAUUGUUCUCUUCUCUACUAUUAUGGCAAUCAAUGGACUUCAGGCUAUAUUCUGUCUUGUGCAGAUUUUCAGUGCUGUGCGUGGUAUAAUAUGUGGACCUGCUAAGAAAAAGGUUGUUCCUGCAUAAAGGACACAAAGGACUGGUCUAAUUCCUAAAACAGGUUUUGUGUAGCUGCCAAAUGUGCAGGAAAGUGAAAAGGAUAGAAAUCCUAUGAUUCCUUACCACAAAACAAUUUCCACUGUUUUAACUAUUGUAUUGUCUUCACAUUCUGCAUACUCCCUUUGUCUUAAUGGCCAACAAUGACAGGCCUUCAUUACACACUGAAUUUCGAAUUGUUGAAGUCAAACUUGGACUUGAUGAUGACAUUUACAGAAAGACUUUAAGCACAGUAUAGUAAUGAGACUCUUAGGUCUAGUAUGUCAUUGAACUAGUACAAAUAUACCUGUACAGUAUGAAGAAGGACAUAUGAUAAUCCUUCCCAUUGCUGUCUUUCCUGUAAACACUCAGGGAGUGGAACGCCGAUUCUUGGAAAUCAAUGAACAAAGAAAAAAUGCAUCUGUCUGUAGGAACUGUACACAUAGUCAUUUACAAAAACCACCUGGAAAUUACAGGAACCUAGUUUUGCGUCCCCCAUACAGUCCUGACUGUGCUUCAGGCUAUUUCCACAUGUUCUUGGGAGAACAGAGUUUCAGAUUUGAAGCAAGCAGAAAUAGCCUUCUCUUCUGCUCACCAGGCAUCGAGGUAGAGUUGAUCAUGUUCCAUUUCAGGAAGGCACUGCAUGAGGACACAUUAAUGAUGUAAUUUAAAAAAAGAACAGGGGCAAGUAGGCAGUCAUGCUCUUGUAUCUGUAAAUGUCAAUCACCCUGUCCAGGUUUUUUUUUUUGUACUCCAGUAUUUUCCCUGACUUUUUGACCUGGUAUUAUUAAUCCCAAACAUCUUGUGCACUGUGCUGGAGAGGACCACAUUAUUUCACCCUUUGGUAUGUAAAAAACUUGAGUGGGGGUGGGGUGAAGACAAACUUUUAUGACAAGGCCACUAUCCCUUUUGUUUACAAUGAGUGAGGGGCAAGCUUGUUCCACCAUGUGCCAAACCAUGGUGAUCUGCCUCUUUAGGAGCUGCUAGCUUAGUUCAUAAGAUGUAAAAAAACAACAACAGGACUAGAUGUCUAUAUAGGAUAAAUAGGGAUGUAGGGAUGCAGGGAUGGAUAAAUGCACCAUUUUUAAAUUGUCUCUAUAUUUGCAUAUAUAUUUGCUUAAUACAGCCUUCAAUGAAAUAUGAACAAAUGUGAUGCCUCACCUUUUCUGUUGUUGGGGUUACUCAAUGAAAGUAAUUACAUUUCAAGUUAAAAUAAAAUAUUUAUAAGGGGGUUUUCAUUGAAGGGGUUGCAUUAUAGGGACAGGUCAUUUUUGUCCCUAAAGACAACACAAGGGCUAAGCUGAAGUUUUAUUAUUACACUAGAGGUCGCUAGUUACAUUCUCAUUGUUUCUCUCUCUCUCUCUCUCUCUCUUUUUUUUUUUAAAGAAAAGAUUAGAUUAGCUUAGAUUAAGAAUGUAGAACAAUAUGCACAUAUUGUAUUGUG